Molecule: messenger RNA, 1456 nt
Organism: Setaria italica (foxtail millet)
Lineage: Eukaryota; Viridiplantae; Streptophyta; Magnoliopsida; Poales; Poaceae
Product: RPA-interacting protein A
Exons: 6
Coding region: 179-904 (241 amino acids)
Biological process (GO): protein import into nucleus
Cellular component (GO): nucleus
Source: RefSeq, a predicted model, not a curated record
UGUAAGGCAGGCCAGGCAGCGGCCGCAGACCUGCAAGCUGCAGUCUUCCUCUCGGACUCGGCGUCCUCAACGACGCACGCGGCAGCGACGAGCAGCAGGGCACGCGCGACCGACGGCAUCGAUAGUUUGGGCGCCUUGUCUAGCACCGAUCGCCGGCGCGACCGCGGAGUGAGCCGCCAUGGAUUCGGCUCGGCCCAGCAGGAUGCCCAUCAAAUCCCACCGCCCCGACUGGAAAUCGGAGCUUAGGACAAAUUGCAUGCAAAGAGUUAAAAAGGACAGGAUCAACUUGCUCUGGAAGUUUAGGGCACAGGGGUGGUUGCCUGCCAAUGACAUGAGAAAGGUCGAAUCUGCAGUUAGGAACAUUAUCUCUGAUGAGAUAGACAAACUCAAACAGGCAAAUGAAGGACAAGAGGACCAAAAAAUGGAUGUGAUCUGGGAAUACCAAGGACCGCAGGCUGCUAAACCUGCUGACAUUGAAAGUGAAGACAUAUUGCUUGAAAUGGAACGACUUCUUUAUGAAGAUCUUAGAGAAGAAUUACUCAGAAAAGAACUAGAGGCACUUGAUGAGGAAGAUGCAUACUUAUCUCAAGCUGUUUUUGAUCAUAUGCAACUAAAUGACAGUGGGGGUGCCGAAAAUGCUAAGAUCUGGUGCCCAGUAUGCAAAAAAGGAGAGCUACGGGAUACACAUAACCUCAUAUACUGUACUCUUUGUGAUCUACGGCUUGACCUUGGAGAAGAUAAGAUAACGCUGGAGUUCUUACGAGAGCGAUUGGCUAAUGCACAUACAGAGCACUUUGACAGAGGAUGCAAAUCAGUGCCCAAGUUCUGUUUACAGACUAUGUUUGGCCUGACUGCACUCUACAUGCAGUGUGAAGAAUGCAGCACUUUCGAUAUUGUGGUAUAAGUGCUAGAAAGCUGACGUACAUCACAUAGGACGGGAAGGUUGAAAACAUUACCUGAAGUUAUUUGGUUGUUUCCUUUUAGAUUAUAUUAGCUGUUAACUUAUCCAAGAAGAUGGAUGUGCAUCCGAAAAGGUGGCACACCCUGGUUUUUCUUCUCAGCGCCAGAACGCAUCCAUCCAUGCCAGUUUCAACUUCCAAGUGAAAAAAAUUGAAGAGACAUAUGUGUAGUCUCAUGUAUGUCAAGCUUGUUUUAAUGUUGCCACUGGUCUACUUACUGUAAAUAUCCAGCUGACCGUGGUCAACAUUUAUUUGCUAGCUUACCUAGUUACUUGGAACCGUGGGUACUACAUUGAACCAGUACUAACGGAAAUGCACAUUUAUUUUAUUUGAGCUUUUGAUCUUCUUUUCACUUCAAAGCUCCAAAGAAGACAAUUUCAUUUGCAGUUUGUGCAAAUGCUUGCUAAUUGUCAGUUCACUAUACAUAUUGUUACUGACAGAAGCUCGGGAUGUUUUUCUUAUAUCCCCUGCUGUUUAUUGCUGAGUACCUUAAUCAA